Molecule: messenger RNA, 1872 nt
Organism: Aethina tumida (small hive beetle)
Lineage: Eukaryota; Metazoa; Arthropoda; Insecta; Coleoptera; Nitidulidae
Product: serine/arginine-rich splicing factor 4
Exons: 3
Coding region: 583-1695 (370 amino acids)
Source: RefSeq, a predicted model, not a curated record
GUUUUCUCAAUAUUUCGUUAUUAUUUGUCAAAAUUUCAUGUGUUAUGGCUGAAUCUCAAAAGCCUAAUGGGGAUGCAAGUGGGGGCGUCUGCAAUAAGAAGAAAAAAUCCACUAGAACAAUAAUGAGAGAAAUGCUAGAAAAACAAAAAUGCGCUAAGAAGAAAGUCAAACUAGCAAAAAAACCUUGUGGGUGUUCCUCCAAGAAACGUUUAACUAAAAGCAAACGUACAAACAAAUCUACAAACAAAGGAGGAAUGCCAACAAUCAAUCCAUUUUUUAAUUUUUUAAGAGUUUUUAGAGCAAAGCAUUGUAAAAUGGCUCAAAAAUUUGUAGCCAUAGAGGGAGCAAAAAUAUGGAACGCAAUGAGUGACUUGAAGAAAUUAAAAUACUACAAGAUAGCAUACGUGAUGCAAAAGAAGAUGAGAAAGAAAGAACGGAAAAGGAAAUAUGUUAAGAAGAGGAGGUGUAAAUCUCAAUUAAACUAACAUCUUGAAUAAUAAAUUAUUUGGACAUUUUUAAUUUUUAUUGUUUAUUAAACAUUGUUGUCAAAUAUGACAUGGACGUCAUACAUAAAUUUUUCAAAUGGAUUUCUUUCAAAAUUGUAAAGUAUUCAAAAACAAUCCCGAUUUAAAUAGUAGAAAAUGUCCAUUAUUUGGUGGAAGUAGCAAUAUUGAGGUUAAAGGCGAUGAUGCUAACCCAUCAUCGGGCAAUGAUCCAUCCAAAACUCCCGAAACACCUGACGGUAACUCGCCGACGCCAACAGCAGAUUGCAAAUCAAAACCACGUAAAAGGAAAUCCUCUAGAAGUUGCACAUGCAGAAAAUCAAAAAGUAGAUCAAAAUCUAGAGCUAGAACUAAAGGCAGAAAUAAAUCGAGGUGUGGUACGAGAAGAAAGAGUUCUGCCCGAAGAAGAUCCGCUAGUAAAAGAGCAGCGAAAAGGAAGAAAUCCCGAACCUCAUCGAGAAGCAGGUGCAGAUCGACCAAACGUUCAAAGCGGUCAUCGCGACAUCAAAACAAAAGGAAGAGAUCUGCCUUUUCAAAAAGACGUUCUGCCAAAAGGCCAAAACGGGCAUGCACUUGCAAAAAAUUAAAAUCUCGCAAGCAUAGAGGACGCUCGCACUCAAAGAGGCAUCAGUCCACUAGAGGAAGGUCCAAAGUGUGUCACAGUGGAAGAAGUCGUUUCAGAAGGCAUAGUGACGAUUCACACAGUAGUGGAUCUAGAAGUGGGUCGCGACACGAGAUUUGCAAAAUACACGGGUUUAGAAAGAAACUUCCUGUGUUUGAAAGAGGCUCGAAACAAUCUUCUUCAACCCGCAGCAGAUCCGGAUCCGAUUCCAAACAAAUGAGACGAUCGAGAUCAUUGGAGCAUAAUCGUCCGAAGGAUUCUAGGCAAAGAAAAUCGAAAACCGGACCGAACAAAUGUAAAGCGUGUUCAAGGGACAGAAAAACGAGAUUCAAACACAGCCAAAAGAGCGAUGGUAAUGCUUACAAACGUACCAGAAACGAUUUGAUGCAUGGUGAUGGAAAUGAAUGGCGGAAUUUUGACAGUAAUGUAGCUAUGAAGAUACGACCUAACAAGUGUUCGAUUUUGGGAUCAAGGGCGAAGAGUAUUAAAUCGAAAUUUGAGAUAUUGAGGUCAAAAUCAAGGCGAAGAAAAUCUAGAUCUAAAUCAAAAUAUUUAAAAAAAAAGAACUGAUCUAUUCUGGACCUAUUGUUAUUAAUCUGUGUGUUUUGAAUUUUUGUUUAAUAUAUUUUGAUAUGGUGUUUUGUUUGAAAUUAAAGAAAGUAAAUUUGAUGUAGAGAAAUUCAAAAAUGUAAUAAAAUAUGUAGCAUAUUUAAAAUAUUUUUGUAUUUGAAUAUACAUGUAUAUGAC